Molecule: messenger RNA, 4173 nt
Organism: Stegodyphus dumicola
Lineage: Eukaryota; Metazoa; Arthropoda; Arachnida; Araneae; Eresidae
Product: paramyosin-like
Cellular component (GO): myosin complex
Source: RefSeq, a predicted model, not a curated record
UCUCCCCCGAAAGUUUUCCUUCAUCACGUUCUAACCUGUGUCUCUGGAUUUCAAAUUCAUCCGACUAAGAGAGGAACAGGGUGUGCAACUCGCCGCACUGUGGGCGAUUUGGAACUCUUCGACAGUUUCCGAUAUAAGAUUGUUCAGCUCGCUUGAUUUUAAGUUUUCUGCGCUUUUCACUGAGGGAGUAGAUUGAUAAAUCAUGACCACCACCGUGAAGACUACCAAGUACACUUACAAGUCCAGUACUGGAGGUACCAGUGGUUCCACUGACGUCACCAUGGAGUAUGGGACGGAUAUUGGUGCCUUUACCAGGCUCGAGGACAAAAUCCGACUGCUUCAAGAGGACUUAGAAUUCGAAAGGGAACUCCGACAAAAAAUCGAACGCGAGAAAUCCGACCUCACCGUCCACUUGAUGCAGUUGUCGGAACGUCUGGAUGAAGCUGAGGGAUCAUCAGAAUCACAGUCGGAGAUGAACAAGAAGCGGGACACAGAGUUGUCCAAGCUACGGAAACUGCUGGAAGACGUCCAUCUGGAAAGCGAAGAGACUGCACACCAUUUGAGGAAGAAACAUCAAGAAGCUAUCCUUGAGUUGCAAGACCAGUUGGACCAAUCCAAUAAGCACCGCGCAAAGAUUGAGAAGGAAAAACAGAAGUACCAGGCUGAAGUGUACGAUCUCUUGGCCCAAGUAGAAACUGCACAUAAGGACAAGUUGUCAGCUCAAAAGACGGUGGAAAAGUUAGAGGUUACCAUUCAUGAGAUGAACAUCCGAAUUGAAGAGCUGAACCGAACUGUCACGGAGAUUACUGCCCAGAGGUCAAGGCUCAGUUCCGAGAAUUCCGAGCUCAUGAAGGAGGUCCAGGAAUACAAAGUCUCCUUGGACAAUGUCAAUCAUAUCAAGACUCAGCUGGCUACCCAACUCGAAGACCUCAGGAGGAAAUACGAGGAUGAAGAGAGGAGGCGCUCGCUCUUGGAAUCUACUGUUCAUACUCUGGAGAUGGAUGUGGAAUCAUACAAGACUCAACUGGAUGAAGAAUCUGAGGCUAGAAUUGAUUUGGAGAGGCAACUGGUCAAAGCUAACGGAGAAUGCGCCACCUAUAAGACCAAAUACGAGACUGAAUGCUUAGCCCACGCUGAUGAAGUCGAAGAAUUAAGACGCAAGAUUACCCAAAAGACCGCUGAGUAUGAAGAACAACUAGAAGCUCUCUUGAAUAAAUGCAGCUCGCUGGAAAAAGCCAAGUCGAGACUCCAAAGCGAAGUCGAAGUUUUGGUUAUGGACCUCGAAAAGGCUACCUCCCAUGUUCAAGUAUUGGAGAAGCGCAUCACUCAAAUCGAGAAGAUAAAUAUCGAGUUGAAGACGAAACUGGAAGAGGUCACACAAUUAUACGAAGGUUCUCAACGUGAUCUCAAAGGAAAGAUUGCUGAUCUUCAGAAGGCCAUGCACGAGAAUGAGAAACUACGUGACCAGUUAGCUGCUCUUACCAGGGAAAACAAGAAACUCACCGACGAGUUGAAUGACGCCAAGGCCCACUUGAGCGAUGCAUCCCGCCGCAUCCAUGACAUGGAUAUCGAGAUCAAGAGGUUGGAGAAUGAAAGAGAAGAACUGAGCAUCGCGUACAGAGAAGCUGAGACAUUGAGGAAACAGGAAGAAGCAAAAGCCCAGAGACUGAGUUCCGAGCUGGCAUCGGUUCGUCAUGAGUACGAGAGGAGACUCACUGCCAAAGAAGAAGAGCUCGAAGCCCUUAGGAAACAGAUGGCCAUUGAGAUGGAUCAGCUUAGCCAACGAUUGGCAGAAGCCGAAGCUAAAGUUAAAACUGAAGUUGCCCGCAUCAAGAAGAAGAUGCAAGUCCAGAUCACAGAGCUUGAGAUGUCUUUGGAUGUUGCCAACAAGCAAAACAUUGAUAUGCAGAAGACCAUCAAGAUCCAGUCCACUAAGAUAACGGAACUGCAAUCCCACUACGAUGAAGUCACCCGGCAACUGCAACAGUCUUUGGACCAACUGGGUGUAUCACAACGAAGGUGCCAAGCCCUGACUGCUGAAUUAGAAGAGCUUAGAGUGACCCUUGAACAGACUCAGAGGUCGAAACGUGCUAUUGAGCAGUCUCUGGAUGAAUCUCAGUCCAAGGUAUCUGAACUGAACACCUUAAACGUGAACCUUACAUCUGCUAAAAGCAAAUUGGAGAACGAAUUCUUGUCCUUGCAUAACGAUUAUGAGGAAAUAUCCAAGGAGCUUAGGGUGUCUGAUGAGAGAUACAACCGUGUCGUUGUAGAACUGAAAUCCACUAAAGAUCUUUUGGUAGAGGAACAAGAGAGAAUUGUGAAGAUCGAAUCCAUUAAGAAGUCCCUGGAAGUGGAAGUCAGGAAUCUGCAGAUCCGUAUUGAGGAAGUGGAAACCAAUGCAUUGGCUGGAGGAAGACGAGUCAUUAGCAAGCUUGAAUCUAGGAUCCGUGAUAUCGAACUGGAAUUGGAUGAAGAGAAGAAACGCCAUGCUGAGACACAGAAGAUGAUGCGCAAGAAGGAGCACCGUGUCAAGGAGUUGUUGUUGCAGACCGAAGAGGACCAUAAGACUAUCACUAUGCUUAAUGAUGCUGUCGAGAAACUGACUGAGAAGGUUAAAGUAUACAAGAGGCAAUUAUCUGAACAGGAGGGAAUGACACAGCAGAAUCUUACUCGCGUCCGCCGUUUCCAGAGAGAACUGGAAGCAGCAGAAGAUAGAGCAGAGCAGGCCGAAAGCAACUUAUCUUUCAUCCGAUCUCGUCAUAGGACCAUCGUUACCGGACCCGCAGCAGUCAAGCAAGUAUUUGUAACUACCACCGAAGAAUCAUCCAGCAGUUCCAUGACACAGAACUACUAAGAAGGAGAAAAUGAGCUGAAAAACUCUUCUUGUUGUACUUAUACGUGAUUCCUUGUUUGUUACAUUUACAAUCCCCAAACUUUAGUCUGCUGUCUGACUCAUAUUUCAAGGCAAAUUAGGAUCUAACUGAAAGGGAAAAUGGUUUGGAAACCAUGAUAUUGCCUUAUAUUUAUACAUGAGGUACUAAUGAAUAACAAUCGUAUUUGCACUAGAAUAUUUCAUUGUAAUUAUGAUUAUCAUUCAUUAUAUCUUGCAGUGCCGUAAAUUUACGUGAAGGCCUUGAAGUGUGGGACAGCAACAGUCUGCAGAUUUGACAAGUAAAUUGUAAAAAGAACUGGCUCUUUUCAGUUCUUUCGAUGUUAACUCUUGUUGUUCGUUUUGUGAAUAUUGUUUUGAACAUUACACAAAAAUAAAAGUACGUUUCCUUUUCUUUAGCUGUAAAAGUAUAGUUAACAACUUUGAUAAGUGCAGAACUAUUAACUGAUGUCUGUCUGUAUACAUUUUUUUCGCUUUUUUUUAUAUUAACAUUCGAUAUUUCACGGUUGUAUCUUCGGAGAUUUUUAUGCCUCAGCAAUGUAGACAGAAUUCUUGAUUCUUUUAAGCUUCGGUAGAUCAUGUUCAUUGCUCAGGCACGAAAUAUAUCUUCAGUAAACGUGUAGGAUGUCGUUUAAGAUUGUUCAGUAUAAUAAUGCAUACACACAUGCAAACAAAUUAUAAAGGAAGUUAAUUCCGUCUUUCCCCAUCAGCAUACAGCCUUGGAAACAAGCUGCUCAUUUAACAGAGAAAUUCUGAGCUUGUUGUUUUGUGUAUUUUAAAGCCUUGUGAUUGUUUUCAAGUGUAUCUAAUUAUCAUUUCUGUAAUUAUUUCGGAAUUGAAACAUUAUAUUCUGUUAUGUGUAUCAUUGGAAAUAUAGGUGAGUAGUAACAUUCACUUAGCAUCGCUUUCUUUUCUUGUAUUUUGUGCAAGAAAUACAGCACUUUUCUACUGAGCCUCUAACUUCUUCGAGAGGUUUUCUGCUCAGCACACGAGCUUCGGGAGUCUUUAAUUGCUAUUUAACGCAAGGAUACGCGCUUUAAUAUUCUGAUGCUUUUAAAUGCGGAUUUGUGUCAUCUGCUGUUGCCUGCGAGAAUGAAUUAUUAUGAACUUGACAUAUUUAAUCAACUUUUGCACGAGCUUUAAAAAUUGGCUUUCUGUUGUAGUAUUUUGCAAGAUAAUACUGCAGAAUUAACGCUUAAAACAAAAUUGCACGCCUUCUGGUUGCUAUAAAUGUGUCUUUCAUUGCAGUUAUUAACAGAAUAAAAUAAAAUGUGUAGAAAAAA